AUGAAGGCUGGAUAUCACAAGGCUCGGAAGUUCGUCCUGCGCAUUCAGGAAAUGCCGCCGACAAAAGACGGUAGACACAUCGACCUGGACGCUUCUCGAAAGGCUACUCUACUUGAUGAACGGACUGGCAAGGUCUAUAUUACAAACUACAUCCGUUCCAGCCGAUACACUGCUUGGAACUUUGUGCCUCGCCAGUUGUUUGCACAGUUCUCUAAGCUCGCUAAUUUCUAUUUCCUUUGUGUUUCUAUUUUACAAAUGAUACCCGGUCUUAGUACCACUGGAACGUACACCACGAUUAUUCCCUUAUUGUUUUUCGUUGCCCUUUCUAUGGGCAAGGAAGGCUACGACGAUCUGCGUCGUUAUCGCUUGGACAAAGCAGAGAACAACCGCGAAGCCUCUGUCCUCCACGCAUAUCGCUCAACAACUACGUCUGACUCUCAAGUCGAAGAGGGUAAUGCCAAUACCGACGGUCCAACUCACUGGGCACAGACGAAGUGGCAAAAUCUCCAGGUUGGCGACAUCAUCAAACUCGAAAGAGAUGAAUCUAUCCCUGCGGAUCUGGUUCUGCUGAGUUCGAAAGGCGCCAAUGGUAUCGCAUACAUUGAAACAAUGGCCUUGGACGGAGAAACCAACCUCAAGAGCAAGCAGGCUCCAACAAAUCUGGCCAAGCAUUGUGAUAUGCCAGAAAAGAUUGCUACUUGCAACGCACAUUUCGUCGUUGAAGAUCCCAACAUCGAUCUAUACAACUUCGAAGGCAAAGUAACCUUGAAAGGCGAGACAGCACCCUUGAGCAACAACGAGAUCAUCUACCGAGGCAGUGUCCUGAGGAACACCCCUGAGGCUUAUGGUAUGGUCAUUUACAGCGGUGAGGAGUGCAAGAUCCGCAUGAACUCCAACAAGAAUCCUCGUAUCAAGGCUCCUGCUCUGCAGGCAAUCGUCAACAAGGUCGUGAUUGUCAUUGUUAUCUUUGUCAUUCUCUUGGCAAUCUUCAACACUGUGGCAUAUCAAGUCUGGAGGAGCGGAACCGAGGCCGACUCAUGGUAUCUUAUCAACGCGAGGGUCGCUUUCUUCCCAGUGUUGACCAGCUUUAUCAUCAUGUUUAAUACCAUGAUUCCCCUCUCGCUCUAUGUAUCCAUGGAGAUUGUUAAAGUUUGGCAGAUGCUUCUACUCAACGACAUCGACAUGUAUGAUGAAGCAACGAACACACCUUUCGAGGCGCGGACAUCUACCAUCAAUGAAGAACUGGGCCAGGUCAGCUACGUAUUUUCUGAUAAAACUGGAACUUUGACGGACAAUAUGAUGAAGUUUCGCAAACUCAGUGUUGCCGGUACGGCCUGGCUGCACGAUGUCGAUCUACAGGACAAGCAAGACGACUCUGAGAUGCUCAUCCACAAGAAGAGAAAUCACAAGAGCAAGGGCAAAAAGCCGAUCCGCAAGUCGACCACCUCCAUCAUGACAACCACGCCCAAGUUUGAUGGCGGAGACGACCAGAUUGAGUUUAGCGAACCUGGUCGUAAGUCGACUUCACAAUGGACUUCUUCUGCAAGACCCGGCAAGGCUCAGCCCGAGCUUAGUACCAAGACGAUGAUUCGUUACAUACAACGAAAGCCAUUCACACUUUUCGCGAAGAAAGCUCGUAUGCUUCUGCUGUCUAUGGCGUUGUGUCAUACUUGCCUGCCCGAGACACAAGACGAUGGCGAGAUUGACUUCCAAGCAUCUUCGCCUGACGAGUUGGCUCUAGUCAGAGCAGCACAAGAGCUUGGAUACCUGGCCAUGAACCGUGAAUCUGCGCUCCUGACCAUCAAGACCUAUCCCAAUGGCAUCAAUCGAGAGCCUGUUCUCGAACAGUACGAGGUCUUGGACGUCAUCGAAUUCUCCAGCCAGCGCAAGCGUAUGUCUGUCACUGUUCGAUUCCCCGAUGGACGUGUUUGUGUCAUUUGUAAGGGAGCCGAUACCAUUGUUAUGCAACGUCUUAAAUUGGCAUCUCUGGCCAACCAAAAGAUGGUAGAGAUCGAAAAGCGAACUAGUAUGCGCAAGAGCUUGGAAGCACAGGAAGCUAUUCGUCGCAGGAGCGAACAGCAUGAACGUUCAAGCAUUACGAGACCGAGCUUUUCAAUGUCAAUCGGCCGACCUAGCAUCGGUGGUAUACCACGCACCAGCAUAGGCACUGCCAAGUUGCAGCCCAUCCGUGACGAGCUUGACGUCUGGCUGAGGGAACGCGAGAGUGAGGUUAAUGUGUCGAAUGACGAGGAGACUAGUGUGCAUUAUUACUCUCCACGACCUUCAACGCACGUGCACAGCCGACAAUCGCUUGCUCUCUCUGAAGCUCGCAGCUCGUUGCAAUACGACGACAUCGAUCAGGACGAGCUUGUUGAAGAAUCGCUUGUCACGGACGAAGCUACUGUUCUUGAGCGCUGCUUCCAACACAUCAACGAUUUUGCUACAGAGGGACUUCGCACACUGCUGUAUGGAUACAGGUUUCUCGAUGAGCCAGAGUACCUGGGAUGGAAAAAGGUGUACCACAACGCCACAACGAGUCUUGUAAAUCGUCAAGAGAUGAUCGAGGACGCAGGCGAGAUUAUUGAGAGAGAUCUUGAUCUUGGUGGUGCUACUGCCAUUGAAGACAAACUUCAAAAGGGUGUACCGGAAGCCAUUGACAAGCUCAGACGUGCCAAUAUCAAGAUGUGGAUGUUGACUGGAGACAAGAGGGAGACGGCCAUCAACAUUGGGCACUCUUGUCGUCUAAUCAAGGACUACUCGGCUGUCACAAUCCUGGAUCAUGAAACCGGACAGGUCGAGCAGCGUAUUGCCGCCACUAUACUCGACAUCAACAAUAGUAAGGUGGCGCAUUCAGUUGUAGUCAUCGAUGGCCAGACAUUAGCUCUGAUCGAGGAUGACGAGUACCUGCGUACGCUCUUCUACGAGCUUGCAGUUCUUGCAGAUUCUGUCAUCUGUUGUCGUGCCUCUCCCAGUCAAAAAGCAGGACUCGUGUCAGCCGUGCGAAGAAGAGUCAAGAACAGUAUCACAUUGGCCAUAGGAGACGGUGCGAAUGAUAUUGCCAUGAUUCAAGAAGCACACGUCGGCAUCGGUAUCACCGGAAAAGAAGGCCUACAAGCAGCUCGCACUUCGGAUUAUUCUAUUGCUCAAUUCCGCUUCCUCGUCAAGCUGCUUUUGGUUCACGGACGCUGGAACUAUAUUCGCAUCUGCAAAUACACUGUUGGCACUUUCUGGAAAGAGUUCUUGUUCUAUUUGACACAGGCGCUGUUCCAGCGUUGGGCCGGCUAUACUGGCACUUCGCUGUACGAGUCUUGGUCACUUAGUAUGUUCAAUACCUUAUUCACCAGUCUUCCGGUCAUCUUCCUGGGCGUUUUCGAAAAAGAUCUCUUACCUCAGACAUUGAUAGCAGUGCCUGAACUGUACACCAAAGGCCAACGCAAUGGAGGGUUCAACUUCAAAAUCUUCCUAGCAUGGAUCUUUAUGGCGUCGAGUGAGGCGGUGAUGGUCUUUUUCCUUAUGCUUGGACUCUACGCUCAGGCUACCUUUACCAAAGAUCAAGGACUAUAUGCGAUAGGAUCGCUGACAUUCACCGCAUGCAUUAUUCUCAUCUCGAUGAAAUUGCAAGUCAUUGAGAUUCACAACAAAUCUAUCACAGCCGUGAUUGCCUGUGUGCUUUCCAUCGGCGGCUGGUUCCUAUGGAUGAUCAUCCUCGCUUCCAUUUACAACGACAAUGUUACCUACAAUGUCCGCGACAGCUUCUUCGUCCGCUUCGGUGAUAAUCUGCUCUGGUGGCUGACACUUUUGCUCAUCAUCGUCGCGACCAUGUGGUUCGAAUUUGGCAUCCACAGCUUCAAAUCAGCGUACUUUGCUACUGAUGUCGAUUUGUUCCAACUCUACGAGCGCGAUUUGAGUAUCCGUAAGAGAUUUGAAGAAGCCGCUGCGAUGGAGUUGCAGGCUGGCUGGAGACGUGGAGACAAAAAGUCGAGCGUUGAGUUGGAGCGUGAGGAGCAGGCACAGGCGAUGAGGGAGAAUGAAAUUGUGGACUUGUUGACUAGACCAAGGGUAAUGGAGGAAGGAAGCUUGGGUAAGGGAGAUGUGAGGUUGGCGGAACAGAGGGUGAUUGGUGGGGAUGAGGUGACAAGAUCUUCGUCCGAUGUUCACGAGAUGUUGUCGAAGAGAUUUGGAUCUGUGCAGUGA
Molecule: messenger RNA, 4194 nt
Organism: Aureobasidium namibiae CBS 147.97
Lineage: Eukaryota; Fungi; Ascomycota; Dothideomycetes; Dothideales; Saccotheciaceae
Product: phospholipid-translocating P-type ATPase
Exons: 2
Coding region: 1-4194 (1397 amino acids)
Biological process (GO): post-Golgi vesicle-mediated transport; intracellular protein transport; endocytic recycling
Cellular component (GO): plasma membrane
Molecular function (GO): ATPase-coupled intramembrane lipid carrier activity; magnesium ion binding; ATP hydrolysis activity
Source: RefSeq, a predicted model, not a curated record